CUUGAGCUAUGGUGCAUCACAUCCAGAAACUGAUCUUCUCCAUCGACAGGCUUACGCAGCCUCUCACCAGUUGCCUGGCUAUGCCACAACACAUCAUCCCACAGGGCUAUCUGGGUUGUUUGAUGCAACAAUGCAACACACUGGCAGUGGUACACCUGAGACCUCCGUUAUGAACUUCCUUUCAGCUAUUGAAUCUCGUACUCCUCAGGCUGGACCCACAGCUGCCACCCUUCUCCCCCAGUUCAGAGCUCCUUCAUGGCAGACAGGUAUGCACUCUUCAACACCGGCCGAGCUGUUUGUCACUGGAGCGCUGCAAGCUUCCGGAACAUUCCCACCAUCGGCUCUCUCGGCUUAUCAGCAUCCUUCUUCCUUUAGCAGUCGUGGUUUUACUGGUACGCCAUCUUUGACACUUCAAGAUGCAGCUUUCAGUCCGACAACAAAUGGACUUCUUUCACCACAUGAUCCUUUGCUUCAGAUCAAAUCUUCUCAAGCAGCCGUUCCUUCCCCGUUGACUUUCGACAGGAUUGGUAGUACUGUUUUAAGUACAAGCAUACCACAGUCUUCAACAUAUCGUUCUGCUCAAGAAUCAGCUCCCCAUCACCUCCAACCUCAAUUUAGUUUGUUGCCUUCAGCACUUGGGUCAGCUCAGCAAGCCUCUCAACCGUAUGGCACAUCAGUCUUUUCUAGUUCAACUGCUUCCAUUGAAAGGGCACUUCAAAGAGAAUGUAGUGUUAUUAAGCAUCACCAGCGGCCUUCCAGCUCACACUCAGUGCAGGCUCAAUUACCAAGUUCUCACCACGCUUUGCAAGGUUUUCUUACCAGUGGGAAUGGAGUUAGUUUUCAGGAAACAUCCAGACAUGCCGGUUUGGCCUGUAGCCCACUUGGAGAUCAGUCUCAGGUGAGCAACGGAGGACCACAGCAGAAAAACUCUGCGGUAACAAUUGAGCAAUCGCAGAGCUAUUCAUCCACGAUUCCAUCACCUGAUUAUUCAUCAAAAGCAAAGAACUGUUCCUCCUCAAGACCAGCUCAACGGUCCUCAAAAACUGCCAAAUCCCAAAGUGAAACAUCUACUGUGCAAACACAGAGUUACUCCACACCUACACAAAAGCAAAGUUCUGUAAUAUCAAGCCAGUCGCCAGUAUAUUCUUCAGGACAAACCUCAAAUCUAAUUAUUUCAAUUAGCCAGUCCCACAAUUACGUUUCAACAGAGUCUCAAAAUAUAUCAGCGGUCAGUCACUCAGAGGUAUUUUCUUCUAGUCACCCUGAGAAACUGACGUUGAGCAAAUCACCAACGUCUUAUUCUGGUCAGUCACAAAACCUAACCUCGGUGAGUCAAACACUCAGUUAUUCAUCUGAUCAGUCACAGGUGUUGCCUUCAGUUAGUCACGCUGAUUACUCUGGUCAACCACAGAAUCUGUCUUCUAUUAGCCAGGCACAAAGCUAUUCUUCUGGCCAUUCUCAGGGUUUGCCUGCUGUGAGCCAGUCACAAAACAAUUAUUCUGCACAGUCGCAAGGUUUGACUACUGUUAGUCUUUCACAAAGUUAUGCUUCUGGACAAGCCCUCACAUUGACAUCACAUACCCAGUCAUUGCCAUAUUCAUCAACUCGUGCCCAGAAUUUGUCUGUGUCAAGCCCUACACAGAAUUUUAUCUCUAUGCAUUCUUCGCCAACUAGUCAGUCACAAAGUGUUCCUUCACCUCAGUCUCAGACGUUCUUGUCAGGAGUGCAAUCACCUACUUUCACUGCAUCUCAUUCACAGAGCAUGCAGAGUACUCAACCACCCACAGACCUAAAACAGUCUUACAUUAAAAGGAAAUCUGAUUCAGAUUUAUUUGUUUCAUCAAAAGAAGAUGAUUUUCCUAUUCAAGAUCUGCUACACCAGCAAUCUUCUCUUGAAGCAUCUACGCCAGGUUUACCAGAAAGUGGAAUUGGAGAAGAAAACACAGUUUAUGGUGUUUCAAAAGCAGAUGAGCGAUAUCUUUCUCAGAGUGUCAUCAGGAGUAAUUCUCGGCUGGAAGACCAUGUUGCCCUCCCUCUUCAGGGAUCAAAAACUGAUGAUGAAAGAAAACAUGAUCAUGUAAAACAGUUUGAUGUGGCCAGGACUAUAGAAGCAAUGGUCAGUUCUGUGAAUCAACAUAAUCAGCAGGUUGGGAAUGCCAAUCAUAUGAACACGCACGACCUAAAAAAGAUAGCUAACCCAGGACAGUCAUCACAUAUAAUUAUGGGUGCUGAAGACUUAAAGCAGCCUGUUUCUCUGUUACAAAAGGCACAAGAGUCGAGACCCCAGGCUCAUCAAUCCCAAGUCAGUAAUGCGCCACAACAACUGCAGCCUCACACAGCGUGCCAGCCUCAACAGUUACAGCUGCCUAGUGCACAGGUACUCCUGGAAACCUCUCGUGAAAUGCCCUUGUCUUUAAUACAACAGUCAGUAGCACAGCAGCCCCAGUUACUACAGUCGGGGCUGGGUCAGUCACAGGCAUCAACACAGUCUCAGCAAAUGCCAAAUCAGUCUCAGGCCUCGCAUCGCCAGUCACAGUUUCUUCAACUUGAGAGGCACAUUGCCCAAGCCAACGCAGCACAAACUCAACAGAUGCUACAACAGAAUUCUGAGACCAUAAAGCUGGAUGGUGCAGAUCCUUCAAAACCACUACAGCAACAAUUGACCCCAAAAGAUCAUUUUGAUCAAUCGAACCAACAGGAUUCGAAGUCUCAGUUUGUCAGCCUGAGUUCUGUUUGUUUCCCAGAAUCUAUGUUGCUCGGUGAUGAGAGAAACCUCUUUUCUGGUGUCGAAGAUGUAUUUUCUGCCACUGAGGAAUGUGAGGUGACUCCACAAGAGUUUGCCAAAUCUGCUUGCAACGAAUCAAACAUUCAAUCUGCUGAUGGUUCAAAGUCCACGUUUCAGACUAUGAACGUAAGGCAUGUUUCAGCCAGUUUUCACACCUCGCAGCCUGUGAUAACAGAACAGCAGAAUCUCCAUAAUCUGACAUUGAGCAACAAUCAGAUGAAUUUGAAUCUAGAAGCAGUAUCACUGGAGAGUUCAGCUCAGUCUAAAACGUCAAGCCUUGAUCAGCAACGUCUCGGAGCAUCAGACCAGCACAUACAGCCAGGUCUGACCUCUCCAGUUUUGAGCUCCACCCAAAACAUCAAUGAUCAGGUUGCCGGAGGUCUUAAACGGCAGGAUGUUAAUCCAGAAUCUGAAGAAGAAAAUGAUGACAUUCCUGAUGAUGGUGCCAUAAACAAUGCGAAGGAUCCAGAUUUUAUUCCCAGUGGUAAAAGUAACACUGACGAGAGUGCUGUAUCAGACAUUGAUUAUAACCUGGGUGACGAGAUGACAGCGGGGUCUGGUAACAAAAGGAAAUUGAAACGACCGAUAAAGCCUAAGUCAAAACUGGGCGCACUCCCAGAAGGCUGGCCUCACAGUCUGCCUGAGGAAGACGGGAGCCUGGACUUGUUGCAGGACGGCAAUCAAAAGAAGCGAAAAGGAAAAGUACGACCUAAAGACGGUUUAGAGGAUGACGGCAGUGGUCAGAAACCAGUCAAACGGAGUGGACCAGGUAAACGUCUGAAUUCCAAAGAUUCGAACUCGUCUCACGACAGUUACUACGAUAGUUACCAUCAGCAGGAGAGGAUUAAACAGAAGAUCAGGGAAGUUGAAGAAAAGCAACCCGAGGUUAAAAGUGGUUUCAUCGCGUCCUUUCUAGACUUCCUGAAAUCGGGACCUAAGCAGCAAUUUCCUGCGCCUUCUGUACGUAUGGCACAUCGCAGUCGGAGACCAUCUACCAAUGCAAUGUUCCCACCCCACCCUCCACCCAGUGUACCUCAGCAGUCAGCAUCGCCUGCCUUAAUACCUGCUGAAAGUGGAUCUGCCAGCCCUUGCAAAAGGUUAGAUGAUGAUCUGAAGAAAAACCUGGAAGCAUUACCUUCAUUUUCCUCUGAUGAGGAAGAUUCUGUCGGAAGGAACCAUGAUCUUCAGAAGAGCAUUUCCUCGGCUCUUUCAGUUUUGGAUGAUCCUUCUGAUAAAAAGGAAAAACGGAUUAAAACAGAGUCAACUGCUGAGGGUGCCACGUCUUCCGUUUCUGUUAUCCAGCAGGGACUAGCUGGGACAAAUCCUCCUCCGGCUUUAAAAGAGGAAAUUCAGGAACGCGUCGAUACUGCAGAAUCCCUCGAGCAAAAGGAACAGGAUGAUCUGAAUCCGGCAGAACGAGCCACUAAGCAAGAAUCGGUUGCUAUCGAAGGUUCGACAGAUGAAGAGGAUAUUGAAAGUGGAGGGGAAGGCAUGUACAGAGAGCGAGAUGAAUUUGUUGUGAAGAUAGAAGACAUUACGGCUCUUCAGAUGGCCUUAAAGACCGGAAGAGAACCUCCUGCUAUAUGGAAAGUACAAAAAGCUUUGUUACAAAAAUUUAUGCCUGAAGUCAAAGAUGGACGGAGACAAUUUUCUGCUACCAACAGUUACCUUGGAUAUUUUGGAGAUGCAAAAAACAAGUACAAGCGGGUUUAUGUAAAGUAUAUAGAAAAUGUAAACAAGAAGGAUUAUGUUCGAGUGUGUUCCAAAAAGCCAAGAAACAGACCUUUGCAGACUUUGAGACACAGCCACUCGAGGUCCAGCUCCAGUCACAAAGCCUCUGUUGGUAACUCGGCAUCGCAUAAAGGUUCCUCAGCGAGAUCCAAAGCUAAACAGGCUAAACCGGUUAAGCAAGCAAAAACAAAGGCUGAGCCACCACCCAAAAAAAGGAAAAAAUGGCUCAAGGAGGAGCCUUCAUCGCCCUCAGACUCUUCUCCUGAAACUCAAAGUGAGGAAGAUGAUACUGCGUUCGUUUCAAAAAGAAAUACACAUGGAAGGACACUUAGAAAUGCUCAGCAGAAAUCAGAACGCUCCCCAGCAACACCGUAUGUUGCCCGUUUCCUGAACACCAGAACGAUGAAAGAGACGUUCAAGAACUAUGUGGAGCUGCUCGUCAGUACUGCUCUGGAUCCAGACAUGAUCGAAGCAUCAGAAAAGAGUAAUGAUGAGCUGUAUUUGCCACACAUGAGGAAGAUUGAUGGUAUGCUGAACGAGACCAAGAAGAGACUGAUCACCAAAUUCCCACUAGAAUCAGCGCUCAAGACUGCGCUGGAAAAUCUUCCUGACUUGACAACAGGUGGCACAACUGCAAAGAGCAGUAAUCCGACAUUGUCCAAAGUUAAAAUGAGCGGUAAAAGUUACAACAAGAAAACUCUACAGCCAGUAAAACAGGGUGCUAAGGGCCCAAAGGAGUUUACUGUGGACCCGGAGAAAUUACAGUGCUGUACUUUAUAUCACUCUCUUCAUCACUAUAAAUAUCAUAUCUACCUUAUAUGCAAGAAAGAGACGGUUUCCAUUCUAAAACAGAAUAAAGAUCUCGGCCAAGUUGACACAAUCCAGCAAUGUAUGGAAAAUCAGACGUGGGUGGAGAACCUCUUCGAAAACUUUGGCGACCUUCUGACACAAGCACAGCAGAAGUGUUUAUAAUGUACAUACAAGGUUUUUAAACAGUCACAUGGCACUAAUCUGAUAUCACAGGGACAUACUGAAAGACUAAGCCUAUACUAAGGGCACACAUGGGCCCUGACAGACCUUAUAACUUGGCUCUACCUAAGGAGUGUGGUGGCCAAUAAACAGAUUUUGGCGUUGGGAGUAUAUUAAUUAUGUCUGUAACCACAUUUUUACUAUGGCCAAUGUUUUUGAUUGAUUUGUAUUCUGUAAACUUGAGGUAUCGAGUAACUUUUAUUUCCCCAAAUAAAAGGAAAAUUACUAAAAAAAAAACAAAAAAACUUUUGUGACCGAUCAAAAUGGCAAGGCAUGCAAUAAGUAUAUUAUGAUUUUCUUUAUUAAUGUAGUUUAAAACACUUAGGAAUGUUUUGUUCAAUGAGAAAUGCUUUAUAAUUUGUUUACCUGCCUCUUGCUGGCCUGCAAGUUGAGGAAGUGGGGGUAACAAUAUCUUUCUGAUGUCUGCCUACCAAAUUUCCAUACAUAUUGUAAAGAAAGUUGGUGUCAUGGCGUUCUUUACAGUAAAUUUGUCAUCACAAGAUAUAUAAUUUUCUUUGCUUUACAGACUCCUUCUACUUAAUAAAAAAAAGUUCAGGAAACUGGACGUGGAGUUGGUGCAAUCCUAUGGCUAUUUGUGUCAAUUCUGCUAAUGAAAAUGUGAUGAACACAUCUAUUUUCCCUCUUUAAAGAAAAAUUAUUUUGCCUUUAUACCCAUAUUUCUUUAAAAAUCUAAAUUGUACAUUUUAUCUCAUCAAUAGUUGUAUUUUUCACAGAGAAAAUAUUGUGGUUUGAAAUAUAUUCAUGUAUCUCUAAUACACUCUGCAUUGUUUUCAGUAAAUCCUUUCCAUUUAUAUGUUGAUCACACAUUGUAUACUAUAUAUACUGAGGUAAACUCCUAUCUCUGUUUUCUUGUUAAUUCAAGUUUGCUUCAGUGUUUACCAGAUAUGCAUAUUGGACUAGUUUUGCCUUUUAAGUGUAGCUGUGUUACACAUUGCAAUUAUUUUCUGAUACAUGAAAAUAAAUUUCCUACUAAACAAAGACCUAAUGCCAAAAAAAACUUUUUAUAUUAUACCAAGAUAAUUUUUUAACAAGUCAGCAAUAUGUACAGUACAUUUGUAAAAGUAGUUUAAUUUUCCUUCAUUCCUUGUUUUCUACUGUUUUAUAUGGAGAAUGGUUUCCAGAAUGUUGUGUGAACUGCUUGGUUUAUUUUUGGUCUAGACUACAGGUGUUUUACUCUACCAAAGUAAUCUUUUAAACUGAUUACCAUUUUAAACUCCUCUUCCUACACUUUUCAUUGCUUUAUUUAUGUCUUGCAAACUAAAUCAUUGCACUUUCACAUUCUAAACGUUUUCAAAGAAAUGACUCACAUUUUCCUUAAAAUUUUACAUUUUCGGAACAUCUUUUGCUCUGGACGGACAGAUGGGAAUUUAGGAAGACUGGGGAAUGAAAUGCUUCUGCACUUUGGGAGACUGGUGUAGAAUAGCCAGACAUAAAAUAGGCCCAACAAGAAGCCUAGACCUCAACACAAAAGAAUGCCCACAAAGUCUUCAAUGAAUUUUUUUUCCAUUUUCUACACCAGCUAUUACUCUUGAGUGAGAAAGCCAAAUUUUUUGAUGAUUUUGGACUUGGACCCACUUGGAACUAAAUUGAGAUUGCUGAACUCAUUUUGAACGGCAUCCAUAAAGCUUUAGAGAGACGAGACUUUUAUCCCAUCAGUUUGGGCUGGGUUCAAACAUUGAGCCGGUUUCCUGAUUUAGUUUUCAUCUUACUAAUAUAAAACUUUUUCCUUCCCUUCCCUCGUAAAGGUUUGAUCUAAAAUUACUGGACAUUUGAUGCCAACUUUUCACGCAACAUUUGGUGUUGUGGUCCAUUUACUGUAGCACUCACUUUGUUAUAAUAAAACGUUGCUUGGCUGCUGAGUUUCUGAUGUGUAUGGGUGGAGGGAGAGAGAAAGGGUGUAAUUUUGGUCAGUUUCUAUUAUGACUGCAGUGUUGAUUUUCUACCGCUAAAUGUUACUGCCACAUUUUAAAAAUAUGCUGGUUAGAGAUGGUAAAGAGGACAUUUUUUGAAGUUGCGUCAAAACGUUGCCUGAGAGGAAACCUAUGAUCACGAUCUGAGUGAAACUGAAAAUGUCAUAUCGCCAUGUUUCCUUUAUUAUUUUGAUGUUUUGGUGAGUAAAGGUGUAAAGGAAUAUCAAUCAACAUAACUAAUGUGUUGUGUAGUUUAUUUUACACUUGGGGUGCAUUGAUCAUGUGCAUGGCACAGGCUUCUCCAAAUCAAAAAAAACACUGCAUACGUCUAGCAUACGCCUGGAUAUUUCACUGCAAGUCUUGGGAUGGACUUUAUAAAUGGAAUCUUGUU
This is a messenger RNA of Callorhinchus milii (elephant shark), 7867 nucleotides long. RefSeq names its product glutamine and serine rich 1 (gene qser1). The transcript is spliced from 13 exons. NCBI's taxonomy places the organism in Eukaryota, Metazoa, Chordata, Chondrichthyes, Chimaeriformes, Callorhinchidae. The record is from RefSeq and is a predicted model, not a curated record. Bases 131 to 5488 code for a protein of 1785 amino acids.